CAUGCGCAAUUCACUAUGACUGCAUGUGAGAGGGACAGAGAGGGAGAGAACGAGAGAGAGAAAAAGAGCAAGAUAGGGAACGCACAGUUCUGUUGCACCACUCCUAGAGAGCCUGGAGAUGCUUUCACACUGUCUGUCUCUUGUUCCAGCUCAGGGCUUCUGCAGGGACACACAUGCACAAAUGAGCACAGAGCUACACACAAACACACACUACAGACGUGUCGUCACUGCCACUCCUGGCAGCUGGUGAUAUAUGGGAGUGGGAGCUCUAAGGAGGAGAAAGAGAGGUGGAAACGGAUACCGUUAAGUCACUACCCUGUCUGCCCUAUUCCCCUGCAGCUGAAGCAGGAGGCCCAGCCAUUGAACCUGGCCUAUCAUGCAGCCCACCAUGUGAAACGCUGCCGCCUCCUAGAGGACAACAUCAGAGCUCUUAAUCUAGAGCUAGCCACUCUCAGACAGCAGAAACAGCAGCACCAAUCCCUGGAGUCAGAGGUCAAUGACUGCAGGAAAAGGUGUCAGAUCCUUGAGAGAGAAGUGAAGAACAAGACAUUAGAAUGUGAGACUUUGAAGAAUGAGCUUCAGGAUGCUUUGCUCGAAAGAAAAAGGCUCAAUCGUGAGCUGCUUAGUCACAUCCUGAGGGCCACAAAGUAUGAGAAGGUGAUUAGUUGCGUUUCUCUGAGCUCUGCCAGCAUCAUGAGUCAAUACUAUGAUCGGCUCAGAAAGGCUUUUGGUUGUGUGAGUCAAGAGAAAGACUCUGCCAGGCAGGAGAAGGCUCAGCUCCAAGACAAACUGGAGAACCUUGAGCAGGUCCUGAAGCAUAUGCGAGAGGCUGCCGAUCGGCGGCACCAACUGGAGGCAGAGCAUGAGCAGGCCUUGGCUUUCCUCAACUCCAGACAGCAGGAGAUCACCCUUCUGCAGAAGGUUCAGGCUGAAGCUGGUGAAGAAGUGGUGCAUCUGCUAGAGGUCAAGGUUCAUGACUUUGAGCAUAAAUGCCGGACAUGGAGUGAGCAGUGCAAUAUUUUGUCAAAAGAGCUGGGGAAAUAUCACCUGGGUUCAGAUGCAGAGGAGACAUUAAACACUGACUCACAGAAGAAAAACUUGUGCAACAGUUACAACAGCCUGCAGCGCAAGGCUGAAAAAAGUGAUGAGAGAUCUGACGGAUCUCCACUGGUCUCAGAACUGCCCAUAGUACAGCAACACAAGAGAGAAAAGCCAGAGCAGCUAUCGGUCAAACCCACCAUCCAAACCCAGAGUCGCUCCAGUAGCCCCAUGCAAGCAUCCCUCUCAGAGAUGGAGAAUGAGGUGAGCCCAGCUCCGAGAUCCAAGACAAGAUACACAGGCCAGGUCCGCCUCUGCACUGCCCGAUACAGUUAUAAUCCCUAUGAUGGACCUAAUGAGCAUCCAGAAGCAGAGCUUCCUCUUGUGGCAGGGAAGUAUUUGUAUGUAUAUGGGGACAUGGACGAUGAUGGAUUUUAUGAAGGAGAGCUGUUGGAUGGCCAGCGUGGCCUGGUUCCCUCAAAUUUUGUGGAGUUUGUCCAGGACAAGGAAAAGCCAUCUAUCGAGGGUGGAGAGGAGCAGGGCAGGCUGGAGCAGAGCUGUCUGAGCCUGAUGACCAUAGAUGGAGGUGCUCAUCUGGACAGCCUUAGCAGUAACGCCCUCGCCAACUGCACCAAUGGGACAGGCGCAUUGGAUGGAGAGGAGCUGGGCGACGACAUUGUGCCUUACCCCAGGAAGAUCAACCUGAUCAAACAGCUGGCAAGAAGUGUGAUAGUGGCCUGGGAAGCACCUCUAGUGCCCCUUGGCUGGGGCAACAUCAACGGCUACAAUAUUUUAGUGGAUGGGGAAGUACGUUCCUCUGUGCCAUUUGGAGGCAGGACCAAACUGCUUCUCGAGAAGCUGGACCUGGCUUCCUGCACAUACCGUGUGUCGGUGCAGAGUGUGACGGACAGGGGGCUCUCAAAUGAGUUGCGCUGCACUUUGCUGGUGGGCUGCAAUGUUGUGGUAGCACCAACCGGCCUGCGCAUGGAUGAUAUUUUACGUGACUCCGCCGAACUUUCGUGGCUUCCCAGUAAUAGUAACUAUGCCCAUGUCGUGUACUUAGAUGGUGUGGAGCAUGCUGUGGUGAAGCCGUGCUCUUACAAACUGCGUUUUGUGAACCUGAAAGCUGCCACAGUGUACAAGGUAAAAGUGUUGGCCAAACCUCACCAGGUGCCCUGGCACAUGCCCCUGGAACAGAGAGAGAAGAGAGAGGCUGGGGUGGAGUUCUGCACCCAAGCUGCAGGACCCCCUCUGCCUCCUCAAGAAGUCCAGGUCCAGUGUGGACAAGCCCCAGGGGUCCUCCAAGUCCGUUGGAAGCCCCCUCCAAUGACAACCAUGGGAACCUCCAAUGGUGCAUAUGUCAUUGGCUACGCAGUGUGCACAAAGGGUCAGAGGAUCGCUGAGGUAAUGUAUCCACUGGCAGACUAUGUGGCAGUAGAACUGAACCGUCUCCAGUGCUUGGAGGCCCAUGAGGUUAUUGUCAAGACUUUAUCAGCACAAGGGGAAUCUCAAGACUCCCAUGCUGCCAUCAUUCCAAACCACCUGCUGGUGCCUCUUCCUAAAACCCUCCCUCCUUCUCACCACAUGCCCCAGCAGUCCCAACCAAUGCCUCCUCAUCCCCAAAUCCACACCCUUCCACCUCACCCUGGACCCCAACCACCCACCCAUCUCCAAACCCUUCCCAUUCACCCCAACCAGCCCCCAUCUCAUCUCCAUCCCCACCGUGUUCCCCAUCCCACACAGCCCUCUCCACCCCACCUCCAGCCUUUACCAACGCACCCAAUUCCAAUGCCUCAGCCUCAGUCGUCCAUGCCAAUGACCCAACCCCCACCCCAGCCACCCAUGCCUAUGCCUCAACCCCAACAACCCAUGCCCCAACCCCAGCCGGCCAUCCCCAUGCUCCAACCCCAGCCUACUAUCCCGAUGCCCCAGCCUCACAUUCCCCAUCUAGCCCUUCCACAAUCCCAAAGACCACUAAGUGCUAGAGAGCUGGAAACCAAAGAGCAAGGGCCAGGAAUGCUUCAUCAUGGUGGGGGCCCACCUCAGCCAUGGGAGCCUGGCUGCUCUCCAUCUGGCCUGCAUACUGGCUUGCCACACGGACACACCCUGGAUGCCCCGGCCUGCCCAAAUCGCCGCUCCCCAUCACCUCAAAGGAUCCUCCCCCAGCCCAGGGGUACGCUCAUUCCUGACACUGUAGCCAAGGCUAUUGCCCGAGAGGCAGCCCAAAGAGUGGCUGCAGAGAGUGGACGGAUCGAGAGGAGAAGCCAGGGCUUUCACUCUCAAAAUUCAGAUGAGGAAGAGGAUGAGGAUGAGGAAAGCUAUCAGGCCCGCAGAAGAGGAGCAUCUAUGGAUGACUUCCUCAGGGGCUCAGAGCUGGGCAGGCAGUCUCAUUACAGUCACAGCGAAGAGUAUCAUACAGACAGCAGUCGAGGAUCGGACCUCUCAGACAUCAUGGAAGAGGACGAGGAGGAGUUGUAUUAUGAAAUGCAGCAUGAAGAACGCAGGCGACGAAACUCCCACAACGCACCCAAGACCAGAGCCAGCACUCCAUCUUCGAGUCAGCUGGAUCGGGAAUCAUAUCGGAAGCCAUCUCACCGAGAUCCUCAACCUCAGCGCCAACCCCUCACGGUCCCAUCCAUUGGUCAGUGCUCUCCCAAUGGAUACCGGGACCGAAGCUGCCGCUCUCCCCCAUACUAUGAUGAGUCUGAGCAGGAGGAUCUGUUUCGAAUCUUUGUAGCGCUCUUCGACUAUGACCCUCUCUCCAUGUCCCCUAACCCUGAUGCAGCUGACGAGGAGCUCCCAUUUAAAGAGGGACAUAUAAUCAAGGUGUAUGGGGAUAAGGAUAAUGACGGCUUUUAUCGUGGGGAGAUCCGGGGCAGGUCUGGACUUAUUCCCUGUAACAUGGUGUCAGAAAUCUGUGCUGAAGAUGAUGAAACCAUGGAGCAGCUCAUGAAACAGGGAUUCCUCCCACUCAACACUCCUGUAGACAGAAUAGAACAAAAUAGGAGAGGUCGCCACCCAGUGGCCACAAGAAGAAUGGUUGCCCUGUACGACUAUGACCCCAGAGAGAGCUCCCCAAACGUGGAUGUUGAGGCUGAACUGACAUUCUGUGCUGGCGAUAUCCUUGCUGUUUUUGGGGAUAUAGAUGAAGACGGCUUCUAUUAUGGUGAGCUUAAUGGACAUCGGGGCUUGGUUCCAUCCAAUUUUCUUGAAGAAGUGCCUGAUGAUGUGGAGGUCUAUCUGACGGAUACUCCCUCUCACCAUGGCCAGGACGAGCCCAAUCCAGUACUGGCACCUCGUCCAGAUACCAAACGGGUGCCUGUGGAUAGUACAGAGCCAGCUCCGGCCCCUGGAAGACCCGCCUCUCCCACUGUGCGUCCUUUGCUUCCUGUUGGCCCAGUCAAGCCGCUGAGCCCUGCCAGGGGUCCAAGAGACCUGGCAUCUAAAAAGAAAAAAGGACUGCUCUCUAAGGGGAAGAAACUGCUCAAAAAGUUCUCAAAGUAAAAGUAUGAGUUUGAUUUGAAAUUCAUAUGACAACAACAGAAUAUGAUUUCUCUGUUAAAAAGAAUUUCAGAAAAGUCUUCAGUGAGAAGACAAAAAAAAAAAUGAAUCUAAACAGCUUUCACAUUAACAUGCCACGUAUAUAUCAUGAAACAGAUCUAAUAUCCAGUUGAAAAGGAAUGACAUAUAUAGCGAUGUCACUCAUGUUUCAGUGAGCUUGCUAAUUGGCUGUCAUAAAGAAAGCAUCUAUUCAUACUGUGAGGUAGAGGACAAAGAGACAUUAUUAAUAUUUAAGGAAUUUCUUUUAAUUAUAAUUUCCAUAUAUGAAGUCAAAGUGCUGGAUUUUGAAUGAAAUAUUCAAUCUCAUGGAUUUUAAAGUUUGGUAUAGCACUUGGUGUUAAAAACAGUUCAAUAAGCACUUCAGAUAUGGUCUGACAUUGUCAGUCAAGUGUAAAAACAGAUAUAAACCACCAGACCAUAUUAAGUGCAUUAGUCCGAAACACAAAAAGGACCACGAAAUAUAUAUAUAUAUAUAUAUAUAUAUAUAUAUAUAUAUAUAUAUAUAUAUGCAUAGAAAGAUGGGCAUGGUGCAAAAUGGCAUAACUUACUAGGACAGUCUAUGAGCAAAUCCUUUUAAACAUUGCUGUGGCCUUUAUCUAAACUCAGUAAGUACAGUAUGUUACCUACAUCUGAUGUCUCCAUACAUCAGUCUUUGUCAAGUAUCCUCCUUUUUUGCUUGCUCCUUUUCCAGUGUCUAUCACGAGAAUGACUGAAGUUAUAAAAAUACAAUGGAAAGUUUCUGUGUUUGCUUUUCAAUGCACAGUUGGUGUGUGUUUUGGUGAAUGACUUGUGUGGGUGUGUGUCUCCCCCCUCUGCAUCCAUGUUUGUGCCACCCCUUCACACUGAAAAGGGACAAAUCUUGUUAUAAACCUUUGUGAAAAUGUGACAUGCUGCUAAUUACAAGUUGUCUCCUGUUCCUUUCUAAAGUCUAUAAAGGUGGUGUGGUCUUCAAAAGAAGAAAUAUUUAAGCAAAAAUGGUGUCUUGGCGUCUCCUCAAAUUUCACAUUCUAUGGGCCGAUUUACACAGAAUGCAUUUUUGUGACAUAUUUUCUCACUGUUCUCGUUUUGUUUUUAAAAAGUUACAUUAGGUUAAAAUAGUUUAACAACACGCAUAUAAAAACACUCAAUUCUUUGCCAUUCCAUUUUAAAUGCAAGAAUGUGUUCUGUGUAAAUAGAAUAUUAUUAAAUAGAAAUUAUGUUAUUAUUUAGGAUGCCCACCCUCACUUCAUUCCAAAACUGUAUGACUUUCUUUCUUUUGUCGAAUGUAAAAGAAUAUAUUUCGAGAAUCUCUCUCUCACUCUCUCUCCUUGGUCCAUACAAUGGAAAACUGUACAGAAGCAUAGGCAUAACUUCUUUUGUUUCACUGAAGAAAGUCCUGUCAUACAUGUUAUAACAACAUAAGGGUGGAACUUUCAUUUUUGGGUGAACCAUCCUUUUGACACUUGUUUAAACAAAUGGGUCAUGGCUGUUUAUGAGAACAUUGUUUAUAGGCAUAAAUGACAUAUCCUUGCUGCUGUGAUCAUAGGCUGUUUUUCCUGGAGUCUUUGCUUGCUAUGGUAGAAUCAAACUCCUUGUGAUAGUCUGUUUGCUGAGAACCUUAUUAUACAUAGUCUCAGCUACCAAAAUACAGGUUAAGUAAUACCCUCAGGCAAAAUUACCUAUGAUAGCUCAGUUGUCUCAAGCUAUAAUCUAGCUGUUUACAUUAAGGGCAAAAUCUCUUGCAUUAAACACAACACACAUUGCCCUCACAACUUGAAAUGCAUCUGGUGGCAUCUUACAAUAAUAUGCCGAGUUGGAUUUAGAUUGCACUCUUGAAUGGUCUGAUCCAGGGUAAAUACUGUGUGUUUGACUUUUUCUUUAGUCUAUAAAAAAUAUGAUCUUAAAAGUAUUCUAUAUUUAAGCGUUUUAGUAAAAAAAAAAUAUAUGACAUUCAUUUAGGGUGAAUGGAGUUUAUUUCUUGUAGAAGAAAAAAAUGAAAGAGAAAGGUUGGAUAGCCAAAAAGGAAUGUAUGAAAUGUUCAGCUGCCUGUAUAGCUUGCAACAUCAUUUUGCCAAAAAAAAAAUAUAUAUACAAGAGAUUACAUAUAUUUUCAUUUAAAAGAAAUCUCUAUCUCUUUUAUCAUGAAUCCCGAGUGUUCGUUUGUGACUGGACGUUAUAAGUGUUCAUUUCUUGGUUACUCUUUUGUACUCCAUUUAUAGAUAAUUUAUAAAUGUUUAUACUUAAUUUACAGAUUUUCUGACUUUUUUAGUGCUUUAAGAUUUAAUAUUUAACAGUGUAAUUGUUUUCCAUGGUGUCUUCAAGAAAAGAUGCUCAAGUCUGCAAUUCUGUGCUUGCUCUGCGAAUUAAAAAGAAAAGUUAACUUACUGGUCUAUAUUUACUGAUAUGGACGAUUGUGUGACUGUGCAUGUGUAUAACUGUGUAAAAUAUACAUUUUCUAUGAAAAUAAAUGUGAUAUUUUUCAA
This is a messenger RNA of Carassius carassius (crucian carp), 7061 nucleotides long. It is a transcript of the gene rimbp2a, whose product is annotated as RIMS binding protein 2a. Gene Ontology annotation, molecular function: protein binding. The record is from RefSeq and is a predicted model, not a curated record. NCBI's taxonomy places the organism in Eukaryota, Metazoa, Chordata, Actinopteri, Cypriniformes, Cyprinidae. The transcript has 24 exons. Gene Ontology annotation, biological process: neuromuscular synaptic transmission. The coding region runs from base 16 to 4542 and encodes 1508 amino acids.